Fusarium odoratissimum NRRL 54006 is the source of this 291-nucleotide messenger RNA. RefSeq lists its product as uncharacterized. Bases 1 to 291 code for a protein of 96 amino acids. The transcript has a single exon. NCBI's taxonomy places the organism in Eukaryota, Fungi, Ascomycota, Sordariomycetes, Hypocreales, Nectriaceae. The record is from RefSeq and is a predicted model, not a curated record.
AUGACAGGCUCUGAGACCAGCUUUUUUUGGGCCCAAGAAAUGGUUGAGAAAUGCGAACGAGAGCACCAUAAUUGCCGUAACCACUUCAUUCGAUCAGACAGCCAGCGAUAUCUUCCUAAACGACUUAUUGAUGUCGGAGCGAGGGACAAGGGGGCCAUGCAGCUCGUUUUGAGUGACCAAAUCCGAUCAGACAACGAUGUCGUUGAGUAUGCUGCCCUGAGUCACUCCUGGGGUACGACGGUCAAGUCUGAGCUCAGGAACGACAACGAAGAAACGAUGAAGACGAUUUGA